AUGCUUCCGUCCCGCGUCCGCGUCCCCAAGUCCCGAAGACGAGCCUGCGACGCGUGCCACAAACGAAAGAUCCAGUGCGACAGAGGCGUGCCGCUGUGCGACUGGUGCACGCAUCACGGCUUGGCGUGCACUUUCAACCGAGCCCUCCAGCCGAGGGGGGCUGCCACCAGAGCCAGCAAGAGCCCAUGCCAUAGUCCCGGCCCGGCAAGAGCGGAUCUCGCUGACCGCCCCACCACCUUGGACAUACGGAAUCCUCGGCCAAGCUCCCGGUCACACGAGCCGGGCCUCACAGAAACUCCGAAGUCCACUCGCGAUUCCGAUUCUCCGCAGUCGCACUCGCACUCGCACUCGCAUUCUCACACGCGCGUAAACACGCCACAACUACCACCGCCGCCACAGCUACCACCACCACCGCCGCCGCCGCCGCCGCCGCCGCACUUGCCGCUGCCUCUGUCACUGUCACUGCCGUCUGACCUAGAGUUUGGCGCCCAGGGAGCUUGUUUUGGCAAGUUGCACUUUGCCGGCUACCAUCUAGGCGAGAUCAGCAGCUACAAUGGCAUCCCGCUGUUCUCGCCCGAGUGCCAGGCCCUGAUUUGCGCCCGCACCGGCAAGCGGGCCAGCUUCCCGGCCCAGCUAGGCGACCCGUGGUCGUGGGAACCCCACGGCCCCGCCCACCCGUCUCUUGACGCCCAGUCCAAGUCCAUCCAGCCGCCGCCCAUUAGCCUCUCGCUGCCCGACAGGUCCAUCACCGAGGCCUUUGUCGCCUUCUUCAAGACGUCACACCUGAGGCUCGUCUUCCCCUUCAUCAACUUUUCCCUGUUCCAGCACACCAUCGACGUUGCCUACACGCCAUGGAACGGCUGCGCCCCCUCGUCGCCCGAGCCCGUCGCCGCCAAGGCGUGCGUCUUUGCCUUUCUCGCUAUCGUGUCCCUGCUGGGCUGCCCCGUGAAAGAGUCCAUCGACGGCGAUGAGUUCGCACUCAAGGCCCACCAGCUGCUGCCGGUGCUGCUCCAGCAGUUCAACGUGACCGGCCUGCAGACGGCCCUAAUGCUGUCCACGCACCAGCUGUUCUCGGGCCAGGUCCAGUCUUCGACCUUGCUCCACUCCCUGGCCUGCCGCAUCGUCUUCUUCCUCGGCGGCCACCUCCUCGCCGACCCCUGGUCAACGCCAUCCGCCUCGCAGGCCAAGCGGCACCUGCGCCAGCUGUUCUGGCUGUGCUACUCGCUCGACAAGGAGAUCUCGCUGCGCACGGGCCAGCCGCCGUCCAUCGACGACAAUCACUGCGACCUGACGCUGCCCGCCGGCUACCUAGCCGUGCAGUACCUCGACAAGGACAAAUAUGCCGACUCGGCGCCGUGGGAGGAGACGGCGGUGCCCAUCCUGCCCGGCGACCUGCGGCUGGCCUUCCUCAAGUCCAAGACGUGCAACCUACUGUACUCGGCGCAGGCGCUGCGCAAGUCGGACGCCGAGCUGCUCAAGGACAUCCGCGAGCUCGACGACGAGCUCGAGCGCUGGCGCCUGUCGGUGCCGCGCAACCACCGCCCGCUGCUCUCCGUCUCGCCCGACGCCGCCGCCGACCAGUUCACCGAGUGCUCCCCCGACGGCGUGCGCACCCUCGUCAUCAACUUCGAGUACCACUACCUCAUGGCCACCAUCCACCGCGCCACCGGCCGCUGCCGCGCCUGGGGCGCCAACGGCCACGUCGCCGGCGGUGUCGCCGAGCUUGAGGAGCAGGGCGUCAGCUCCUCGCUGGCCCUGUCCAUCGAGGCCAGCCGCUCCACCCUGCUGUUCCUGCGCUCCGUGCCCCACGCCCUGCUCGAGGAGUCGACGUCCGUGCUGGCCUUUUACCCUAUGUCGGCCGUCGUGACGCUGUUUUUCAGUAUCCUGCUUGACCCGCUCAAUCCGCGCUCCGCCCAGGCGGAUCUCGGCCUGCUGGCGUCUGCGCCGGAGCUGAUUAAGGGCAUUCGCCGCAGGCGCCUGACGCGCAAUGAGAUGCUGCACAUACAGAUGGUGGAUGAGUUCAUUGCUGAGCUGACGCACCUCGCCCACUGCGCAGUGCGCGUGGCACAGGAGAGGGGGUGUGAGAGGAUGGAGAGGGAGGUUGACGGUGGGACAUGA
Messenger RNA from Lasiosphaeria miniovina, 2118 nucleotides. RefSeq lists its product as uncharacterized. The transcript is spliced from 3 exons. The record is from RefSeq and is a predicted model, not a curated record. Gene Ontology annotation, molecular function: DNA-binding transcription factor activity, RNA polymerase II-specific; DNA binding; zinc ion binding. Lineage: Eukaryota; Fungi; Ascomycota; Sordariomycetes; Sordariales; Lasiosphaeriaceae. The coding region runs from base 1 to 2118 and encodes 705 amino acids. Gene Ontology annotation, biological process: regulation of DNA-templated transcription; DNA-templated transcription.